UGAAGCCACCGAGCAAUGAAGGGCAGGCAGAAACCCAGCCCUGCACGAUUUCUGAUCCUUGCCGGCCUCUUCAGCGCCGUCCGGGCUCUCCCCAUCAAAGCCAACGUGAGUUUGGUCUACUUUAACGCUUUCAACCAGAGCUCGACCAACAACAGGUGCGAGUGCGGCAUGUUCGGCGUGCAGUCUCCCGUGGCGGAGGCUCGAGGGCUGGUGGUGGUUUCCAAUUCGUCCAAACUCCAAGCUUGCACGUGGGACACGCAUUUUGCCCCCGCGGUGUCACCCUGGAUUGCCCUCGUCGCAAGAGGCAACUGCACCUUCACGGAGAAGAUUAAGCGGGCGGCUAGACUGGGCGCGGCGGCCGUGGUCAUCUAUAACCACGCAAGGCACGGCAACAAUACCAUCCACAUGGCACAUCCCGGUACGGGAAACACCGUGGCCAUCAUGAUCAGCUACGCCAAAGGCAGAGAAAUCAUCCAGAAGAUUGAUAGCGGCUUCCAAGUCACCAUGGCCAUCGAAGUCGGGAAGAAGCACGGCUCCUGGAUGAACAAUUACUCCAUUUUCUUCGUCUCGGUGUCCUUCUUCAUUGUCACGGCCGCCACCGUCGGAUACUUCAUAUUUUAUUCCGCUCGAAGGCUCCGGGUCGCGAGGGCCCAGAACAGGAGACAGAGACGGCUGAAAGCGGAUGCCAGGAAAGCGAUUGGGCAGCUACAGCUGCGCACGUUGAAACAGGGAGACGAGGAAACCGGCCCUGAUGCAGACAGCUGCGCGGUGUGCAUUGAAGCAUACAAACCAAAUGAUGUUGUUCGAAUUUUAACCUGCAACCAUCUGUUUCACAAGAGCUGUAUUGAUCCCUGGCUGCUGGAGCAUAGGACCUGCCCCAUGUGUAAAUGUGACAUACUCAAGGCUUUGGGAAUUGAGGUGGAUGUAGAAGAGCGAGGAGAAGCUACUCCAGCCCCCACGACACCCAGCGAAGCCUCGAACGUCCCUACGGUUAACGAAGAAGAUAAUCAUAGCGAGACCGCCUCGUCGGGGUACGCUUCCGUGCAGGGAGCUGACGAACCGGCUCCGGAGGAACGUGUUACUCCAGAGAGUGACCAUCUCCGUCUUGUGAAUGCUCCGCAGACCCCGGAUGUGGAGACGCUGCCCCAUCUUGACAAUCCUGGCUUCGAAGGGGACGAAGCCCCAGAGCAGCCCGUGAAAUCCUAGGUGCUGUUGGCGCAAGACUGCAGUUCGCUUGAGACAACCAGCAUCCCAACCGCGAGGAGACCGCGAAGACUGACGUAGCAGCAACGUUCCCUUGAGGACCCCCCCACCCCCCACCCCCCCAAGAUAAAAUACACAAUUUUAAGAUUGCAAUUCUCUGGAGUGGCCUUUGCCCUUUCACUUCUUUCUCUUCCUGAAUUAGCCUUUUAGUAUAUUAUUGGUUCUUUCCUUCUGACGCCACCCAGGAAAAAAACCUCUGAGCAUCCUGUGAAGACCCUGGUCGCUCUUUUCCUUGCAGUAGAACUUCGGCUGUUCGUCCUACAGAAGCAUUAACCCAUGUAUAUAUAUUCAAAUUAAGUUUAAAUUAAUCGAGUUAGCUUUUUUAAAAAAAAAUUUAAGCUUUCGGGUGUUGAGGCCACCAGGUGUAUGUAUGCUGCUUUUCAGCCCUGGUUUGAAUUAACUUUCGGCUUUUAUGUAAUUUAUUGACAGGUUUUCCUUGUCUUGAUUUUUGAGAAUCGCCUCUUGAUGCGCUAAAUCACCAAGCAAUUCAGGUUUUAAUCUUGACGGUAAAAGACACUGGGAAUAUUUCCUUUCCACCAUCACCCUUCAUCAAUUAUAGAGCAAAAUUUAACACUCUGAAACAAACAUGUUCAAGGGAACAAAAUGCAACUUCUCUUGUACAGGGCAUAAAAUUUGCCCUGUGCUGUGUUUUUGUCAUCGUUGUUGCGGUCUUAACAAGCUGCCAGGCGGCCCAAUGAACGGUGGAGUUUUUAGUUAGUGCUGCUCUUAACUUUGUCAGAGGGACUAUUUUGUUGCUGCUGCUGCUGCUACUCCAAAGAAAACAGCUAAGUUAAGGAGACCCAAAGAGUACUGUAAAUAUUCAGAACAGGCAAUGCCUGGACGGGGCUAAACUGGGAAUUAAUGAACGGGUGAACUUUUAAAAUUAUUUUUCUAACGUGUAAGACAGGAAUAAGGGGAAGACGGGGUGCCUUUGCCUAGAGCCCCAAAGCCUCACCCACCAAAGUGAAUUUCCUAUUAUUUAAUAAUGCACUUUAUCUCGCCUCUGUGUUUCCGUUUCUGAUUGCAAGCCCAGCUUAAGUGGACGGAGGAAGAGCGAUGAUGCCUUUUCCCACACUUGAUUCCGAUAGGAAAAAUCAGUAGGCCUUUCUCCCUUUUGGCAUAGUGUUCAAUGAAAUUGUAAAUAUUUGAUUUCUACUUAAUUCCUUUGAAUACAAAAUGUAAAUAAAGCUCUACUACUGCCUGUUUAGAAUAUUCUCCUUUUUUGAAAAAUAAAAUAAAAACAGUUGAAUAUC
This is a messenger RNA of Thamnophis sirtalis, 2516 nucleotides long. RefSeq names its product ring finger protein 128 (gene RNF128). The record is from RefSeq and is a predicted model, not a curated record. Lineage: Eukaryota; Metazoa; Chordata; Lepidosauria; Squamata; Natricidae.